AUAAAUCGAAGCGAUAAGUUUAGUUAGUAGAUCUAGGUCUGAGCGAUUCAAGAAUGUCAGCCACUAUUAAACGAGGCAUUGUAUUUGUAGCUGCUGGACUUUUACUCGCGCUUUGUGACAGGUGGCCAAGCACACUAACAGUACAAGGAUCCUAUACAAGCAAAGCUCAUAUCUUUGAUCAUCUGUUUCUAUUGUGGUUUUUCAAACAGUUUGUACAAUGUUUGCUUUUACCUUUGUGGAUACUCAUAGAGAGAAAUAUAUUUGGAUUUGGGAGACUCAUGCAUGGCCAAGAACAACCACAGAGAAACAAUCCGCUUGCCCUUGCUGCAGAAAACCAAAAUGCACAGCCCAACCUGGCAGGUGGCAAUAGAAAUGAUGCUGCGAAUAAUCCUGAACCAGAUAGAGCAAAUAAUCAAGCCCAACUUGGCAGAAACAGAAGAAAGAUUAAAAAACCAUCAGCACUAAUUUACUUUCCUGCAGCAAUUUUUUCUCAAUCCAGUAUUUUACUUCUUUACUUUGGAGUGAAGUUGACAUACAGUUCAAGUUUUAUUAUGUUAAAGG
Molecule: messenger RNA, 561 nt
Organism: Physella acuta
Lineage: Eukaryota; Metazoa; Mollusca; Gastropoda; Physidae
Source: RefSeq, a predicted model, not a curated record